This is a messenger RNA of Oryzias melastigma (Indian medaka), 1019 nucleotides long. It is a transcript of the gene tm2d2, whose product is annotated as TM2 domain containing 2. Bases 100 to 789 code for a protein of 229 amino acids. The record is from RefSeq and is a predicted model, not a curated record. Lineage: Eukaryota; Metazoa; Chordata; Actinopteri; Beloniformes; Adrianichthyidae. The transcript is spliced from 4 exons.
UGACGUCAUCUUCACGCGACCGUGUUCAACGGAAUGGCUCGAAAGCGCUGUGAGGACUAGCGAUCAUUUCUCGCUGGUUAUUGUUUACUAGCAGCGAUAAUGAUCUCAGUGAGUUACAUUCUGCUUUGCGGACAGUUCCUGCUGCUGCUGACAGUGUUACUGUUACAGUGUCUGGAAGGAAUUCACUCCCAGAACUCGUCGACAGCAGCCGCUCCUGCGGCUAACACUGCUUCACCAGCACAGGAAGCUACUUCAUUCCCUUUUACCGAGCAGCCGGAGGUCGGAAAAAACGAGGGGUUGACCGAGAAUACGAAUUCCACCGAGCUGUACGAGUACAGACCCCCGUCACCUGUUGUCCUUUGCCAAUAUCUGCCAGAGGAGUUCAUCUAUUGCCAGGACCCUGUGGAUCAUGCAGGGAACUACAGUGCCUUUCAGGAGAUGGAUCACGGCUGUGUUGGGUGGGGCGGUCAAACUGAAAAGGAGGUGAACCACACUCGAGUUAUCUGCACAGCCCUGGAUGACAUCGAGUGUGCUGGACCCAGGGAGUUCCUCAGAGGAAAUGUGCCCUGCAUCAAAUACACUGGACACUACUUCAUCACCACUCUGCUGUACUCCUUCUUCCUGGGCUGCUUUGGAGUUGAUCGCUUUUGCCUCGGCCACACCGGCACCGCGGUCGGGAAGCUGCUUACUUUAGGAGGUCUGGGAAUCUGGUGGUUUGUAGACCUGAUCCUGUUAAUCACUGGUGGCCUGAUGCCCAGCGAUUACAGCAAUUGGUGCACCUACUACUGAGACACAGCAGAACGGGGCAUGGGAUGCACUACGACUACUUCUUCUUUUUUAUUGAUAGUUUUCAAGUUAACUUAUUUCAGGGAGCUGGCUUCAGUGGCACGCUCGAGGGAAAAUCCAGAAAAGUUUUUCACCUUUUCAAGAAGUGUGUUUCAUUUUUUAAUGGCUUUAUUUUCAAGCUCUGAUGUAUUUUGUAUUUAAAUAUUGUAAAUAAAGAAACAGGGUUUGAGUCA